CAAAUCACGUUUAUUUAUCUCCCGGAAGAAACAGCCCGAGCCACACAGAAGAUAAAGCGCCAACUCCGCUCUGGUGCCAGUAACACCACCACCACCGCCAGCACCAGCGCCACCACCGCCGUUUUCGACCCCAUGAGGGCCGCACUUCUGUGCUUUCCAACCCCGUGCGUCAGGCAGCCGUCGCCCAAUUUCAACCCCCUCCCCGUCCCGCCUCUCUGCCGGCCUCCCCACCUCGCCUCCGCCGCUUCUCCGAAGACCGCCCGCCUCUCGCUCCUCCCCCGCCGCCGCCGCCGCCGCCGCGGCCGCCCGCCCGGCCUCGUGGCGUCCGCCGGCACGGAGGAAGCCGAGCUGCAACCGCCCGCCGGCCAGCAGCAGGGCGACGCCACCCCCGAGGACUUGGAGAACGUUCGCCAGAUCCAAAGGGUUUUGGAGCUUCUCAAGAAAAAUAGAGACAUGCUCUUCGGUGAGGUUAAGCUAACCAUUAUGAUUGAGGACCCUAGAGACAUUGAGCGGAAGAGAUUGCUUGGCAUUGAGGAUCCUGAUGAAGUCACUCGGGAUGAUCUGGCUGUUGCUUUGGAAGACGUAAAUGAAGGGAGAAUUCCAGAGAAUCGAAAUGCUCUGCGGUUGCUUGCUAAGGAGAUGACAGAAUGGCCUGACCUUGAGGUUGAAGCACCAAAAAAGAAGAGCAGGCCUAACAAAUCUCUUUAUGCAAAAGCUACAGACACAGGAGUCGAUCCUAAAACGGCUGCGAAGAGACUUAACGUUGACUGGGAUUCUGCCGCUGAUAUCGAAUCUGACGACGAGGCGGCUGACAUAGAAGUGCCCCCAGCUGUGGGAUAUGGUGCUCUUUACUUGGUGACUGCUUUGCCGCUUGUGAUUGGAAUCUCUGUAGUCCUGAUCCUUUUCUACAAUUCUCUUCAGUAAAAGCUUGGUCACAGAUGUCGAAGGUGUCGAUGAUUAUUUUGGAGAGAUGAUGGGUUCGUUCGAGAGUUAUUGAUAUGCUACUGUGUUUAUCUCCUUACUAUUGAUGUGUGUGAAUUUACUGAUCAGUGUAUGUGAAGUUUUAGGCGUUUCUUCUUCGUUGUCUUCUUCAUCAUCACGAUCAUCUUCUUUUUCUUGAGAUGUAUCAUGUACUUGUUGGAGUUUAGAAUACCUGAUCGUUAUAUGCAUGCCAUUUAGAUUAUGAUUUA
Messenger RNA from Ananas comosus (pineapple), 1190 nucleotides. Its product is annotated as protein CHLOROPLAST ENHANCING STRESS TOLERANCE, chloroplastic. The record is from RefSeq and is a predicted model, not a curated record. The transcript is spliced from 7 exons. Gene Ontology annotation, cellular component: chloroplast thylakoid membrane. The coding region runs from base 133 to 924 and encodes 263 amino acids. Lineage: Eukaryota; Viridiplantae; Streptophyta; Magnoliopsida; Poales; Bromeliaceae. Gene Ontology annotation, biological process: response to photooxidative stress; photosystem I assembly.